Messenger RNA from Dimorphilus gyrociliatus, 576 nucleotides. Lineage: Eukaryota; Metazoa; Annelida; Polychaeta; Dinophilidae. The record is from the annotation of a GenBank genome assembly.
AAUUUAGGUGAAGGUCAUACGGUCAUUUCUUCAAGCUGAUAUUUUUAUAUCAUUAUGUUAAGAAACUGUCUUAAAGUUAGAGCUAUCGGGCUAUCGGUGAGAUCAGUUGUCCAUACAAAUUCUAAAAGAUCUUUAGCAUUUAAAAUAAAUAACAGCACUGGAAAAAAUCGUAAAGGAUCAAGUCUUCUACCAACUAUACAACAGGUGCAGAGAAGCCGAUUCACGUCGGAUGGAAGUCACAUAUCUAUACCGCGUUAUGUGCCCAGAGAAAAUGAACCAUUGCAGUCAAAGAUUUCACGAUUAGAAUAUCAGAGUAGGAAGAGAGGAAUGUUGGAAAAUGAUUUACUUUUGAGUACUUUUGCCGACAAAUAUUUAAGAAAUUUAACCGAAGAGCAGCUAGAUAUGUACGACAAAUUGAUAAAUGUUCCUGAUAACGAUUGGGAUUUAUAUGAUUGGCUUAUUGAAAAGAAAAAAGCACCAGAAGAAUUUCAAACGGAAGUCUUACAAAUGUUAAUAAAGCAUAGUAAAAAUGAAGAAAGAGAGCUGAGAAACGCACAACCUCCUCUCAGGCAUUAG